UAGCCCGGAGAGCCCGGCACAGCCCGGGGAUCCCGGCACAGGCCGGAGAGCCCGGCACAGCCCGGAGAGCCCGGCACAGCCCGGGUAUCCCAGCACAGCCCAGGAUCCCAGCACAGCCCGGGGAUCCCGGCAGGGCGCAGCACUGCCCGGACAGCCCCGCGCUCUGCGGGCGGCCGGUGACCCGGGGCGGGCGGGGGUCAGCCCGGCCUCCCGGGCAUCCGCCGGGGCGGGGGCGGCGGGGCUGGCCGCAGUCGCCGCUGUCCCCGCAGUCCCCGCAGUCCCCGCUGUCCCCGCGGCCGAGCAGCGCGAUGCCGCUGCAGCAGGGCUCUGCCCGGGCGCGCCAGCGCACCGUGCUCCUGGUGGGCAUCGCCGUCCUGCUGGCCGCCCUCGUCCUCGCCGUCGUGCUGGCCUCUCUCCUGACCCACGGAAGGCACGAGGUCACCCCCAAAAUGCUGAAGUGGAAGGACAGAGGGACCACGAAGAACUUGCAAGAAGUUAUUCUGGGAAGAUGCUACAACUACAUCACGGCGCAGCACCCAGAGCUGGGAGAUAAGGAUUGUCUGAAAAUAUGGGAAUCAUUAAAAGAUGUGUUCAUUUACAAGAAUCCCUGUAAUAUCACACCAGAGGAUUACCAGCCUUUAAUGGAGCUAGCGAGCCAUCCCAUACCCUGCAACAAGUCACUGUUCUGGAGCAAGACAGGUGACCUCGUUCAUCGUUAUACAAAAUCCAAUCAAAAUUUCCUCACCUUGGAGGACACCUUGUUGGGUUAUAUGGCUGAUAGAAUUUCAUGGUGUGGAGACCCCUCUGCCCCAGGAAUCAACUAUGAAUCUUGUCCAAAACGAAAUGAAUGUGAGAGCAACCCUGGCUCAGUGUUCUGGAAAAUGGCAUCCAAGAUGUUUGCAGAAGCAGCCUGUGGUGUGGUUCAAGUGAUGCUCAAUGGAUCAGUAGAAGCUGGAGCUUUCAGGAGCAGCAGCAUUUUUGGAAGUAUUGAGAUCUUUAACCUGGAUCCAGAUAAAGUCACUGAAGUGCACAUUUGGCUUAUGCAAAACAUUGGUGGACCUCAAAGUGAAUCCUGCUCAGGUCAGUCCAUUCAGAGGUUAAUAAGCAUUUUAGAAGAACGAAACUUUAAGAUCAUCUGUGAAGACAAUUACAGGCCUGUUCAGCUCCUUCAGUGUGUGCACAACCCAGACCACACAGACUGCAGGCUUUGCACCAACAGCUCAGCAAUUCCGUGAAGCAGAGUUCUCCGUGCUACUGAAGGAUUCCCUUGCUUGUGUGCAGAGCUGGAGGAGAUUUGGCUACAUAGCUAAGAGUGAUAACAGUAGCAUGGUGUGUGCUGAGUCCAUAACCAGAAGUCCUUGCUGUGAUACUAACAGCCAAAUAGCAGGAGAUGGUACCUGAGGUGUGCUGCUGUACACACACACACACAAACACUGUUUCAGACGGGCUGCGGCUGUGGUCAGCGAUUGAAGGCAGAUGCUUUGCCCUGGUUUGCUCCUUCCUAUACAGCUUGCACAGAGCAGGGAUUCCCUGGGGCAUGCACAGAGAAGAAGAGACUUUCCAGGGUAGGCAGAACUCACCUAGGUCAGUGUUCAUCUUCCUUCCUGCUGAAAGGUUCAGCAGGAAAUGGCCAGGGCGUGCUACGUUUUCCCUGCAUCCCAGUGCAACCUUCCCCAGAGGGGAAUGUUUUCAUUGGCACAUAGUAUAAAUCACGGCUUUCCCAGGUAUUGUGGCACUUCUGACCAGGCAAAGCAAGCAAUGGAAUAGGCAGAGCAGUUCUUGCCUUUUAAUGGGUAUCACAGUAAGCAGCUGGUGGGAAGACAGCUGAGCUGAGCUAAGAAAAAACCAGAAACUGCUCAGAGGGUUGCCUGCACCUGUAAAAACUGCUUAGUAUGCAUCUGGGAGAGAAAAUAGUGAGACUGACUCAGAUAGCUCCAUUAAAAUCCUACUGGAUAUACCA
Onychostruthus taczanowskii (white-rumped snowfinch) is the source of this 1960-nucleotide messenger RNA. RefSeq names its product ADP-ribosyl cyclase/cyclic ADP-ribose hydrolase 1-like. Gene Ontology annotation, cellular component: plasma membrane. Gene Ontology annotation, biological process: positive regulation of B cell proliferation. The coding region runs from base 309 to 1235 and encodes 308 amino acids. The record is from RefSeq and is a predicted model, not a curated record. NCBI's taxonomy places the organism in Eukaryota, Metazoa, Chordata, Aves, Passeriformes, Passeridae. The transcript is spliced from 8 exons. Gene Ontology annotation, molecular function: phosphorus-oxygen lyase activity; NAD+ nucleosidase activity.